CCCGCUCGCCCUGAGUUUUCUCCAUCUCUCCUCGCUCCUGUCCCCUGCCUGAGGCCUGUCUCUGCCUCCAGCCCCCCCACCCCCCUGCGUUCAUCAUCCCCCAGCCUGCACGAUGCUGCCGGCGAGCCUGACCUGGCUGGGCCCGGCCCUGUGGCCGCUGCUGCUGCUGACCGGGGCUGCCUGGCUGCUGGCCCAUGUCCUGGCCUGGGCCUGGGCCUUCUGGGACCUGUGCUGGCGUCUGCGCUGCUUCCCGCAGCCCCCCAGGCGGAGCUGGUUCUGGGGGCACCUGGGCCUGAUUCAGAGCUCGGAGAAGGGCCUUCAGUACACACAGGGGCUGGCCAGCACCUAUGGGGACGUCUGCUGCUGGUGGGUGGGGCCCUGCCACGCUGUCAUCCGAAUCUUCUGCCCCACCUGCAUCAAGCCUGUACUCUUUGCCCCAGCUGAGGUCGCCCCCAAGGACAUGCUCUUCUACAGCUUCCUGAAGCCCUGGCUGGGGGACGGGCUGCUGCUGAGUGCAGGGGACAAGUGGGGCCGGCACCGCCGCCUGCUAACGCCCGCCUUCCACUUCAACAUCCUGAAGCCCUACGUGAAGAUCUUCAGCCAGAGCACGGACACCAUGCAUGCCAAGUGGGCACGCCUGCUGUCAGGGGGCAGCUCCCGCCUGGACAUGUUCGAGCACGUGAGCCUCAUGACGCUGGACAGCCUGCAGAAGUGCGUCUUCAGUUUCGACAGCAACUGUCAGGAGAAGCCCAGCGAGUACAUCGCCGCCAUCCUGGAACUCAGCGCGCUGGUGGCCAAGCGGCACCAGCAGCUCCACCUGCACUGGGACCUGCUGUACCACCUCACGGCCGACGGGCGGCGCUUCCGCCGAGCCUGCCGCCUGGUGCACGCUUUCACAGACGCCGUCAUCCAUGAGCGGCGCCAGGCCCUCCUCGCCCAGGGCUCCCGCGACUUCCUCAGGGUCAAGGCCAAGGCCAAGACGCUGGACUUCAUCGAUGUGCUUCUGCUGGCCCAGGAUGAGGACGGGAAGCAGCUGUCAGACGAAGACAUCCGGGCCGAAGCUGACACCUUCAUGUUCGAGGGCCAUGACACCACGGCCAGCGGCCUGUCCUGGGUCCUGUUCAACCUGGCGAAGCACCCGGAGCACCAGGAGCGCUGCCGGCAGGAAGUGGGAGCGCUGCUUCGGGGCCGGGUGCCCCAGGAGCUGGAGUGGGACGACCUGGCCUCGCUGCCCUUCCUGACCAUGUGCAUCAAGGAAAGUCUCCGCCUGCACCCGCCUGUCACUGUUGUCUCUCGCUGUUGCUCUCAAGACGUGCCUCUUCCGGAUGGCCGGGUCAUCCCCAAAGGUGUCAUCUGUCUCAUCAGUAUUUUCGGGACCCACCACAACCCUUCUGUGUGGCCAGACCCUGAGGUGUACGACCCCUUCCGCUUCCAGCCAGAGAACAUGGAGGACAGGUCACCGCUGGCCUUCAUCCCCUUCUCUGCGGGGCCCAGGAACUGCAUCGGGCAGACGUUCGCCAUGGCCGAGAUGAAGGUAGUGCUGGCGCUGACGCUGCUGCGGUUCCGCGUGCUGCCCGACGAGCAGGAGCCGCGCCGGAAGCCGGAGCUCAUCCUGCGGGCCGAGGGUGGGCUGUGGCUGCGACUGGAGCCACUGGACCAGGCCUGCUGACCGUGCUGACCCUGUGUGGACGCCUGAGAGAGAAUAAA
This is a messenger RNA of Sorex araneus (European shrew), 1707 nucleotides long. Its product is annotated as leukotriene-B4 omega-hydroxylase 3-like. Bases 113 to 1669 code for a protein of 518 amino acids. Lineage: Eukaryota; Metazoa; Chordata; Mammalia; Eulipotyphla; Soricidae. The transcript is spliced from 12 exons. Gene Ontology annotation, molecular function: iron ion binding; oxidoreductase activity, acting on paired donors, with incorporation or reduction of molecular oxygen; heme binding. The record is from RefSeq and is a predicted model, not a curated record.